AUGCGCCCUGGCAUUUGUCAAGGAAGGCGCAGCGGGGUCGCGUUGCUCGACCACAACACCGACGCGCUGGAACAAGUCAAGUCCGAGCUGGAACGCGAGGCUGGACAAGAGCGACAUGGCUGCCAGGUGCUCGUGUACCAGGUCAAUGUCGCCGACAAAACCGCAGUCACGACGGCGGUUGAAUCGGCCGCCGGCGUCUUUGAUCAUGCUGAAGCAGGACUACCUGCUUUCGUCGUCGGCGGACCGACGCCUCCUGCAGCGUGGAGCCAUCGUCAAUCUGGCCUCCAUCUGCGGCGUCGUUGGCGUACCUAUGUCAACGGCCUACUGCGGACGGCCGCGGUGGACUACGCCUCUCGGGGAUUACGAAUCAAUGCAGUCUGCCCGGGGUACGUUGAUAUGCCCUUGAUCCAGCCGGGCGCGGUGACGGCACAGGUCGCGCAGGAAAAGACUCAGGUAUGGACGCCCAUGCGCCGGUUCGGCACGGCAGCUGAGAUAGCCGACGCUGUCGUCUUUCUGUCGGGGGGGGAGGAGCUCCUACAUCACGGGCUCGGCGCUGAUGGUGGAUGGGGGAUACACUUCACAUUGAUGUAUGAGCCCCCCAAAUUCAAUGUAGGACCAAAUUGCCCCGCGGAGCUGGUCGAGGACCCCCAUUUGUAUCGAUACACCAGGGAAUGGUGCUCUCCUGUCGUAUUAAGCAAGGUCUUCUUUGAAAACUUGUAG
Exophiala aquamarina CBS 119918 is the source of this 720-nucleotide messenger RNA. RefSeq lists its product as uncharacterized. The record is from RefSeq and is a predicted model, not a curated record. Bases 1 to 720 code for a protein of 239 amino acids. Lineage: Eukaryota; Fungi; Ascomycota; Eurotiomycetes; Chaetothyriales; Herpotrichiellaceae. The transcript has 2 exons.